GGGAGGAGGGGGGGAGGGAGCGGACUCUCCGUGAAGAUGCAGGAACCUUGCCCUUGUUGAUAGCUAUGGAGCAUAUCCGACUUCUCCAACCACCGGCAGCUUUGGGCUUCUUGGAAAGAGAUAUGAAUGCAGCCGUGUUCCCAGGCGGCUUCAACUUUCUUGGGUUGCGGUUCCGCGUCGUCCCACAUUUUCCCUUUCCCUGCCAUGCGACUUCAACCGUCCCUCGUCCGUCUAAGCGAACCGCCAGUAUCAGCGGGAUACACCAGGUCGAAGCUUCACCUACCCCCCCCAUAAACUCCAUGCGGCUCCCUGGCACUUCUUGCUCUUCGCUGCGCUCUUCAGUUUGGUGUUGUCGACCCGAGGCGAGGGGUGUUUGUUUCGAGGGUUGUCAGCAGCCCAGCUUGACACACACAUGACCUUGAACUCGGACGGUUAGGUCGACAUCACAACAAGGCAGUUCCCAGACUGUUCACUCGCUUGUAAUCAUCCUCGAACCGUUGUAGUCUUCGAAUCCCCCCCCUCUUCGGCAACCCACCUCCCUUACCGACCGCAAGCCCGAACGUCACCGACUGCGACCGACCCGAUAUUGACCACCCCCUCUGACCAUUGUUUUCUCGAACUUCUGGCGUACAUUUUAUGCUCGGGUUGUGUAUCCACGGAGAACCUGCGAGCAGCGUACAUUGAUUAGCUCACUGGACACCGCCCCUCCAAUAGUGCAAACUUGACCCUCUAUCUCGAACGAUCGACGACACCAAUCUCCAGCAAGGUUCACUCUCAUCAUCCAUCGCCAUGAAGCGAUCUGUGACAGACCGGUCGUGGAGGCUGCCUCUACAGCUGAGGCGGCAGGCCAUGCAUCGACGGACCUCCUCAGACUCGUCAGAAGCAUCCCUCUGCUCUCGCGCAUCAUCGAGCUCCGAAGAUCAGUUUGCCUUCUCGCCAGCUACCGAGAACCCGCCCACUCGAAGUGUUACAUCCAACUUCACGGCUUCCCUUGACAAGACUGCCGAUAUCAACUCCGAGGCCCGUUUCUCCGCCGAUGUGGCAGGUCCAUCAGUCGACACGCCCCAAGGAAGUUCGAGCAGCAAAAGCAGGCCAAUUGCCAUCGAGAUUCCAUCCUUUCGCAGACACGAUACCGUUACGGGUGUGGACGCUUCGCUUCCCCCGGCCCCCUUGUCAGGACGAGGUGAUAUCCCUGGAGGAUACUUCCCUCUCCACGAAGAUCCCCAAUCCCGGGUCACUAUUCCCCAUCCGUUCCACAACGACGCCGACAUGGCCAGACAAUACUCCUGGCAAAAGGCUGCCGAGUCCACGACCAACCGGGCGGCGAGCCCCUUGUCCAUGAGCGUGAGCACCUCGAUCAGAAACGAAACUGAUCACUUUCCCUUUUCCGAGCGCUCGAAAACAACUGCGCUCACUGCUCACGUCCCCGCAACGUCGUAUAUCCCAACGGGCCACCACGAUGCCAUUGCCUUACCUCUUGGAAAAUACUACCCCACGAACUGGGAGAGACGCCACGGCAGGAGUUCCCAGCAGCAGCGGCCCUCGACACCGGCAAAGCCCGCUUCCUCGGCUGGCCACGAGUCUCCGGGGCAAAAGCUGCGUCGGGAACAAGGGCAUGCCCGAUCCGGCUCCGAAGUCAGACGCCGUAUCCAACAGUACCAGCGUGACAUGGUUGCGCAGGCCACGAUGGCUGCGAGGUCGGUGGUAGCCAACGGUGCUGCUCUCCCAGCAGCCGUCGGAGGGCCUGAUGGGUUCUUGGUUGCCAGUCAGUUGAGGACGAAGCCGAAAUCCCCUCGUCUGGCGCCGCUCGGCAGUCCCGGACCCGUCACCCCAAUGUCCCUGGAGGGCGAGGACAGCGGUUACCUGACACUCGGUCGACCCAUGACAGGUGCCGAUGCCGAGCGUCAAGCCGCCGAGCUGGAAAAGGCCAUGCGUGCCGACGAGGCGAGACGGAACAACUCGCAUUCUUCACUAGGCGCUCUGUCUGUGUAAAAAAAAAACAUCCUUUUUCAUCGCAUAGCUUUUGGCUUAUUUCAUUUGCUGGUUCUGGACACUGCUUAUGCAUCAUCAUCACUUUGCACAUCGUCGGUGACACCAAAAAAAAAAAAAAAAAAAAAAAGGGGCACAAACGGAAAAAAAGAAAAAAGGAUUUUUCUGGUUGUUUUUUUUGUUUCACAUCAUUGAUACCCCCCCCCUUUUUAACAGAGAACAAUAGAGCGCGCGGCCGCGGCAACCGCGGGACUGAAACGGAAACAGGCAGG
Messenger RNA from Podospora bellae-mahoneyi, 2261 nucleotides. RefSeq lists its product as uncharacterized. The record is from RefSeq and is a predicted model, not a curated record. The transcript has 5 exons. NCBI's taxonomy places the organism in Eukaryota, Fungi, Ascomycota, Sordariomycetes, Sordariales, Podosporaceae. The coding region runs from base 790 to 1992 and encodes 400 amino acids.